ACAAAUGAUCACCGCCAUUUUGCUGUGCGUCUGUUGAGUGGAGUGCGUUUAGUUAACGCGGAUAAUUUUAUUAAUUAUUUGUCAGUUAUUUGCGGUUUUCUGCAGCGUUGAUGAUUGGGAUUCCGCGUGACGACCGGCACAAAAUAACGGUUAAAAUCCGAAAUAAUAUGAAACGGAGCUCGAGUCGGGACACUCCACCGCCCCGUGUCAAGCGAUCCAGAUCCUCCAUGGGAAGAUACGACGAUUCGAGUGAUGAGAGGAUUACGCCGGAACGAAUCAGACGGCGCUCUAGAGGGGCUAGAAGUCCAAGUCCACCAAGAGCAUCCUCUCAUGCCAGAUACGUUGAGUCCAGUUCUCACAGGGACGAGUAUAUGCGAGCACCCAGAGAGAUACCACCGGAGCGUCCAUACAGUUACAAGGUCCUCUGCGUGAGUUCGAUACAUCCGAAAGCAAGCGAUGAAGUGAUAAAGGACACCCUUUACCGGGAGUAUAAGAAAUUUGGUGAUUUUUCCAUACGAAUCUCUCAUGAAUUGGACGAGCGAGUUGCUUAUGUUUGCUUCAGAAGUUCUGAGGAUGCGAGAGACGCGAAACAUGCUAAACCGAGAAUUAUUUUAUACGACAAGCUUGCCUUGGUUGAACCUGUUUAUGAAAGACCCGAAUCUUACCGACGACCCAGAUCAAUCACUCCCCCAGACUACGAACGUUAUUAUGCCAGGUCACCCGGACCUACAGAAAGGCACAGACCGAUUGAACGAUACGAACGUGUCUACGGACCACCGGUUGGAGUUCCACCUCACAGGGAGCUCAGAAGAGAAACAAUUCCGCCACCUCAUCACGAGUUUGUUCGUCCACCACUACACCAUGGACCACCACAUGUUCAUCCUGGUCCUCCGCAUCAUUAUGGACCACCCAGACACAUGAUGAUUCGGCAUCCUGUUCACGGUUUUGAGAGAAUUGAAAAUAAGAAAGACAAGUUUCCAAACUAUUUGCAUCAUGUUUCACCUGAGGAUGACCCACUGGCUACUCGAACCUUGUUUGCUGGCAAUUUGGAAAUAAAUAUUACCGAAGAAGAGCUGAGAAGAAUCUUCAGCAAGUAUGGAAUCGUGGAUGACAUCGAUAUCAAGAGACCCCCGCCGGGUACUGGAAAUGCUUAUGCUUUUGUCAGGUUCCAAACUUUGGAUAUGGCGCAUAGAUGCAAAGUUGAAUUAUCUGGCCAGUACAUUGGUAAAUUCCAGUGUAAAAUCGGAUACGGUAAAGCUACCCCAACAACUCGUAUCUGGGUUGGCGGUUUGGGGCCAUGGACAUCCGUGCCUCAGCUGGAGAGAGAGUUUGAUCGUUUUGGGGCUAUUAAAAAGAUUGAUUACAUCAAGGGAGACAGCAAUGCCUACAUUUUAUACGAUUCCAUCGACGCUGCCCAAGCUGCUGUCAAAGAAAUGAGAGGAUUUCCACUUGGGGGACCAGAUAGGAGGCUGAGGGUUGAUUUUGCCGAUGUUACUCCCGGGUUUGGGUUCAAACCUAGACCGUACCCAGAAGACGCGGCUGAAUUUCGACCAAGACCUGUGGAAUACGAAUCUCCGUACGAUCCUUACGCUCCUGAAGGUGAAUUUGCUUAUGCUCCGAGGGGAUUCAGGGGUCGCGGAAGUGCCCCAUGGCACGAAAGACGAGGAGGAGGCAGAGGGGGAUACCGUGGAACUGCUUACCCUGAAGGAUAUGUGAGAGAAGAAUCUGAUUGGCCAAGUCGCCGGCCUCCACCUGAGCUCGAAUAUGAAUCACCAAGGGGCUUGAGGCGCUCGUUGUCUCGGGAACCAGGUGUAGAUCGAUCCAGAUCACGCUCUCCUCGGAGAAGACCUGUGGAUUCAGAUUCCGAUUCUGAAACAGCUAGAACAGGGAUGCUGUCUACGUCGCGAACUCUUCCCGAAGUUGCACGAAAGUCUAUAGCGGUUUGGCAAGGCGCUUUGAUAUUAAAAAAUUCUUUGUUUCCAGCUAAAUUUCACCUUACAGAUGGAGAUACAGAGAUAAUUGACGCGCUCAUGAAGGAUGAGGAUGGGAAACAUAUGCUGAGAAUAACGCAGCGUCUUCGUUUGGACCAGCCAAAAUUAGACGACGUUUCUAAACGCAUACAAACAUCCAGUUCACAUGCUAUAUUUUUAGGGCUUGCAGGAUCUAGCGCUACCAUUACGAACGAUGACGCAAACGUACAAACUCGACCUCUAAGAAACUUAGUGUCGUAUCUGAAGCAGAAAGAAGCUGCAGGAGUAAUAUCUCUGUUGAAUAAAGACACAGAAGGAACUGGUGUCUUGUAUGCCUUUCCGCCGUGCGCCUUUUCAACCGAACUUUUGAAAAGAACUUGUCCCAGUCUUAGCGAGGAAGGUUUGAAAGAGGAUCACUUAGUUAUCGUUGUGGUGAAGGGCGGCAGUGCCUAAGUUACGCUUACUCAUAAGGUUUAUUAAAGGUAAACGUGCUGAAUACUACAUACAAUAUUGUUACAUUACUCGGUCAAAAAUUUGGCUGAUUUUCUUAAUUUCUGGUGGAAUUUUAAGGAAAGUAACUAAUUACAUUUAACGUACAGAUAGUCCAUAUACAGAGUAUUUAGCAGAUUAGUAGUUCUAGACUGUCUCAAAUUAAUCGCACUAUAUUACAUCUCAUUACGCGCAUCUUUUUUGAGUAAGAAAAUGUUGAUAUUGUACAGCUUCAUUUUUCAGAAGUCGAAAUUUAUCAGUUCAUUUUUAGAAUCAGCCAAAUCGUAAAAAUUGACAAAACCAUGUCCAAGGGGGUAUGCAAUGGUCAAAUACCAGGACAUAAUAAUAUGUUGAUAUCAAGUGACUGCUGUGGUCAGAAGAAUUGAAACUUCUGACAAGGCUGAUAGAAGAAGUACAUGUACUAAGCAUGGAAGUAAUAACUUAUGGUAACGAAAUGUUAGAUAUAGCUUUACGAGGUAAGCGCUCUGAUAACGAAAUAGUAAACUGAAAACUUGCAAAGUUCUUCCGAAGAUUGAUUUAUAAGUGGAAUAAUUAUUUUUAUCAAGAUAAAACAUUAUUUUAGUAAUGUUCUGCAUCACUUUUUUUUUCUCUAAAUCUGGGUCAUACAUGUUGGACCGUUAUGACAUAAUGACAUAAUGGUGAAUCAUGAUCUAUUACAUAAUUUAAUUGUAGUGAACCUAUUCUAAUUAGUAUACAUACUCAAUUAUCAUGUACACAGUUCUUUCACAUUUGUGAUUGUAUGAAUUUUGCUGCAGUGCAUAAACGUCUUAGGAUUUAUAUAUACAUGCAUAUAUAUAUAAAUAUAAAUAUAUACGUAUACUUAUGAAGAGAUGCAAAUUACAUUAAGUGAUGAAAUUUUUUUAAAGUAACGUGUCUGCAAACUGAAAAAAAAAUGGCAAAACUAUUUCUUACCGUACACAUUAAUAUACUGCUUUCUUCUUUAACGCGAUUUCUGUAAAUAAUGAUCAUUGUUAUUCUUAUACAAAAUGCGAAAGGACUGGUCGACAACUAACCACUAGUUUAUUGUUAAAGUUGAAGAACAUCAAACGGUCACAUCGUAAAAUGAAAAUACUAACUUCAGUUAAUUUACUUUUAUAUGAUUUAGAUUUUAGAUGCAUAAGAUUUAAGUGUUUGUGCUAUAAAUUAUCUGUGAAAAUGAUAUUGAAUUUCGUUAACAUGGACAGUGUUUGAGUGGCCGUGGGGAAAACGAACAGAAAAAUCUCUUCUAAAACCCUAAAAAAAACUUCGUCUAAAGCCGUGAGAAUCAUUGGUAACAUGUUAAGCAAUCUGUGAACUUUACCAUAAAGGACUGUGUUUGGUGGUAUUAAAAAAAGAAACAACAGAAAUCUCCAAUUGUGUACAGUGAUGUAAAACAGUGCUUGUGUUCUCGCCUCCGAGGGUGUUAUCAUGAAGGUAUGAAAAUAACAUCCAUCUUAAAAUCGAACCCUCAGAACACCUGAGAAAUGAGAAAGUCCAAGUCGCACUCGGAGGCGAACUAAGGUGCGGUGGUAAAGUGUAUUUGGUGUUGAAAAGAAAAGAAAUGAAAUGAAAAAAUAGAGCCGAUUGCAGACAAAA
Messenger RNA from Diprion similis, 4055 nucleotides. RefSeq names its product RNA-binding protein spenito (gene nito). Gene Ontology annotation, molecular function: mRNA binding. NCBI's taxonomy places the organism in Eukaryota, Metazoa, Arthropoda, Insecta, Hymenoptera, Diprionidae. Gene Ontology annotation, cellular component: nucleus. The record is from RefSeq and is a predicted model, not a curated record. The transcript is spliced from 2 exons. Gene Ontology annotation, biological process: regulation of alternative mRNA splicing, via spliceosome. The coding region runs from base 111 to 2423 and encodes 770 amino acids.